Messenger RNA from Yamadazyma tenuis ATCC 10573, 1180 nucleotides. Its product is annotated as pyridoxal reductase Plr1. Gene Ontology annotation, cellular component: cytoplasm. The record is from RefSeq and is a predicted model, not a curated record. NCBI's taxonomy places the organism in Eukaryota, Fungi, Ascomycota, Pichiomycetes, Serinales, Debaryomycetaceae.
UCACCACCAUAAUAUUCCUAAUUUUCACCAAACGAUCACCACAGAAUCAUCACCACCAUGGAACCAGUCCCAAUUACCACCAAAGGCUUCGGUACAAUGAGUUUGACCGGCACUGCAACUCCCCAGCCUCUUGACAAGUCUGUUGCAACUUUAAAGCACGUCAAAGACACAUAUGGUGUUAAGUUCUUAGACUGCGGUGAAUUCUACCAAUUUAACCCCGAGUUUCACAACUUGAAAUUGGCAAAAAUAUUUUGUGAACAAGAGCAAGACAAAGACAUUGUAAUCUGUGUCAAAGGAGCUUUCAAGGUGCCUAGCAUGGUUCCAGACGCAUCACCUGAAAACCUCAACAAGUGUAUUGAUGAAACCAUUUCUUACUUCAAGGACUUGAAGGUCAAGCCCAAGAUCAUCUAUGAAGCUGCUCGUGUAGACAAAAACUACACUGUUGAAGAUGUAACUUCUCGAAUCUAUGAGAGAGUCAAGGCUGGUGACAUUGAUGGUGUCGCGUUGAGUGAAGUAAGUGCAGAAUCCAUCAAAAAAGCUGCUUCGGUGGCCCCCAUUUCUGCUAUCGAGGUGGAAUUCUCGUUGUUUCUGGAAGAUAUUCUUAAGAACGGAGUUUUAGCAGAAGCUUCCAAACACCAGAUUCCAAUUCUCGCCUAUUCUCCAGUGGGAAGAGGCUUGUUGACUAACUAUGCUGCAGAACACCCCGAUUACCUUAGUACCCUUCUGGAGCAUGACUUUAAAAGAACUUAUGAUUGGUUCCAACCCGGAAACUUCGAGAAGAAUAAGGGUCGUUUGACUGCUUUGUACAAUUUUGCAAAGUCAAAGAACCUAACUUUGGAAAGAUUGGCUUUGAGCUAUCUUGAAAGUUUGUCUGGCCUUGAAAACUUCUUGGGUAUUCCCAAGGUCACCAAGAUCAUUCCUAUUCCUUCUGGGUCAACUCCUGAGAAAGUGGACAGAAACUACAAGGGACUUGUGAAGUUGUCCAGAGAAGAUGUAGUCGCCGUCAAUAAGAUUCUUGAGGAGCACCCAGUGUAUGGAGUCCGGUACAAUGCCCAUGCCAGCGCCCUUUUAAAUGGUUGAGCAUAAAACUGAUCAAAUGUGGCUCUAUAGGAUUACAAGUGUUUGUUUGACAGACUAAAUAAAAACCUCAAUAAACCUGUAUUGCUGUAUUGAAUGAAAA